AUGUCCCAUCAUGCCCAUAUGUACUUGCAUCCAAACCUUGGCCACCUUCUACCCUCGCCCACUGCAGCUACCGAUGUAAGGAUCGCCAAGAGGCAGACCGGUAUCCGCAGCAGUACAGGGUCGAAGAUGGGACCCAAAGUCAAAUGCAAGCAUUACAACAUUGCGUUGCAUGGGGCUCGUGCCAUAGCACUUGUUUGUAAUGGUAAUUGA
This is a messenger RNA of Penicillium soppii, 210 nucleotides long. RefSeq lists its product as uncharacterized. The record is from RefSeq and is a predicted model, not a curated record. The coding region runs from base 1 to 210 and encodes 69 amino acids. The transcript has a single exon. NCBI's taxonomy places the organism in Eukaryota, Fungi, Ascomycota, Eurotiomycetes, Eurotiales, Aspergillaceae.